AUGGAGAUUCACGAAAGUGUCAUCGUUGGAUGUCGGAUAAAAAGUCUGUUGUGGCAGAGUGGAAACUACGCCUGUAUCACGAUGGAUGAAGCUCAUGAGCGAUCGACAAAUACCGACAUGUUGCUUGCUCUUCUCAAGAAGCUCAUUCAUCAGCGCAAAGACCCCAAAGCCGUCAUCAUGUCAGCCACAAUCAACCUCGAGAAGUUCUGUCAGUACUUUGGUACUACAAAUGUUUUCGAGACGAAACGACAGAUUAGCGACCUCCAAACUAAGUAUGUCGAGGAGCCACCAACUUGUUACGACUCCGCCGCUGCGAUGUUGGUCAAACAGUUCGUUGCCAACAAGCGCAAAGGGAAUGUCCUUGUGUUCUUGACGUCGGUGCGGGAUAUCGAUAAGACCUGUGCCAUGAUUCGACGAGAAGUGCGAGGCUUGAAGGUACUCCCAAUGUACUCUUCAUUCCCCAGGCAUUCGCAGGAUUUGGCCACUGGUGGUUGCACCAGUCAGGUAUGCAUUGUCGCGACCAACUUUGCCGAGGCAAGUUUGAUAAUUCCGGGCAUCACGUAUGUCAUGGGUAUGCUCUUUGUUGACCACCAUCACCAACCACCAACCAAGACCAUGGAGAAGAUGAACAGUCUCAAAAGAAAUGAGUCCACUGCCGCUGAAGCCGCCGCUAUAGAAGACGGCAAAAUGAACCCCUUUUUUGUGGAACAAGGAGUCACCAUCGUGUUUGAUGAAUGGGCAAGCGGCCUGCUUGUGGCUUGUACGCAACCGCGAGUAGUCGCAGCAACCGGUGUCGCAACCGGUGUCGCAGCCCUUGUUGCUCAAGAGAUGGACGUACAUUCGGGCAGCAUUGUCAGAUACAAAGUCAGAUUCGACAAGCAAAGCUCAGGCGCUAUGCUUCGCGGGUUCCUUUCGAUGACCUUUUCCUCCAGCAAUAUGCUGGCCUAUCCACUGUCGAAAUACAGCCCACGAAAGAACGACAAGAACGACAAUACCGACAUCUUCCUUGCCCUUCUCAAGAAACCUGAUUUUGGCGAGCUGGUGGAGGGGAGAUUCAACUACUGA
Molecule: messenger RNA, 1065 nt
Organism: Fusarium proliferatum ET1
Lineage: Eukaryota; Fungi; Ascomycota; Sordariomycetes; Hypocreales; Nectriaceae
Exons: 5
Coding region: 1-1065 (354 amino acids)
Cellular component (GO): intracellular anatomical structure
Molecular function (GO): RNA binding
Source: RefSeq, a predicted model, not a curated record